Molecule: messenger RNA, 1611 nt
Organism: Fusarium redolens
Lineage: Eukaryota; Fungi; Ascomycota; Sordariomycetes; Hypocreales; Nectriaceae
Exons: 2
Coding region: 132-1478 (448 amino acids)
Molecular function (GO): glutamine synthetase activity
Source: RefSeq, a predicted model, not a curated record
GCUAUCUCUCUGUUUGAUGCUGCUAUGGGAUUGAGCCAGAUAUAUAAAGCACGGUCACGUCGAUAUCCUGAACCAGCCUCAACCAUUUGCACUAUUCUCCUCUUUGAUCUCCCUUGCCUCUGAUCGUCACCAUGUCAACCGUCAUUCGUGAAGAAAUGUAUGGCACCUAUGCUGCAGAAUCAGUCGAUGAGUUCUUGAAUCAGAAUCCCUCAGUGCAAGUCAUCAUAUUGCAAUGGGUUGAUAUUUGUGGAAUCUUGAGGACGAGAUUGCUCCCUGCUUCACGAUUAAAGAACCUCGUGAGAUCUGGUGGCCACCUUGAUUGUGCUCCGUUGGAUACACUCGUACCUACUACAGCUGAAUUCGUCCCCGAAAUGUUCGCAUUUUUCAGCGGUAAGGGCAAGAUAUACCCUGAUGUUUCCUCACUCCGGAUUGCGAAGCAUGAUGUAUCGGGUUUCGGCAAUGCAGCUCAUUGCUUUGGCACCGUGGAGUUUCAGAAUACUGAUGCCCGACUCCACUUGAUGGAUAUCGUCAAAAAGUCUGAAGAAUCUCACGGGUUGAGGUUCCUUGUUGGCAUCGAGCUGGAAUUCUGUCUUCUCGUUCCAGGAACCCUUGAAGUAGCUGAACCUGCAAAGCCGGGAGUGGCCGGUACUUCUGGCACUCUCCGUUCCAAGGUUUGGCCUAUCCUAAGCGAAGUUGUUGUUGCCCUUGGCGAAGCCGGUAUUGAAGCUGAGCAGGUGAUAAAAGAGUACGGCACAUCGGCCUACGAGGUUGCCCUCCCUCCUCUUCCUCCCGUAGAAGCUGUGGAUACCUACUACUACGCCAAAGAGCUCAUUCAAAACGUGGCGCACAAAUAUGGAAUACUUGCCACUUUCUAUCCGACACCGUACAAUGGAGAACAGGGUCAGAAGAGCGGGCAGCAUAUUCACAUUUCUGCAACUCCGACCGAGAAGAACAAAGACUGGAAGCCAGAUAACGCCAUGGCGGGUAUUUUAAGCCAUAUCCCGGCACUCAUGGCAUUAGGAAUGUCCCAAAUUGACUCUUAUGAGAGAGUCAAUGUCGGCAGAAUGUGUACCGGCGGCCUUGUCGGCUGGGGUGACAACAAUCGGGACAUGCCUGUUAGAAGAGUCACCAAGAAUCACUGGGAGAUCCGUGUCAAUGACGCCACGUCGAACUCGUAUGCCAUGGUCGCUGGGAUCAUAGGGGCCGCACUCGACUCCAAGCCCCUCACCAUUGGAAAUGCAGCUAAAUUCACGUUGAUGUAUUCCGAUGAAGAGAGAGAGGCUUUGGGUCUGACGAAGCUUCUCCCAGCGUCCCUUGAGACUGCACUGAAGGAGCUGGAAGAGGACAAGGCUUGGGCAGAUGGGGUUCUCGGUCACAGGUAUAUCGACUGGUUCCUUGUACUAAAGAGGGCAGAGAUGAAAACUCUUUCAAAGAUGGAGACUAAGGAAAGAAGGUUACAUAUGCUUAGCUUCUUCUAGACAUAGUACCAUAGCGAAGACGGCAGCCUCUAUCCAUUGGGGCAACAGAAGAAUACGCCGGUCACAUGUACGUUAGGUUUCUCGUAAUAUCUAUAUUACUUUAUAAAUAAAAUAUUAAAUAGGUUGAAUUGUU